Molecule: messenger RNA, 1368 nt
Organism: Exophiala xenobiotica
Lineage: Eukaryota; Fungi; Ascomycota; Eurotiomycetes; Chaetothyriales; Herpotrichiellaceae
Exons: 3
Coding region: 66-1118 (350 amino acids)
Biological process (GO): chromatin remodeling
Cellular component (GO): nucleus; Ino80 complex
Source: RefSeq, a predicted model, not a curated record
CCUCAUCAGUUUAGACCCUCGUGGCAUUCUUCCAACACGUAUCCUCGCACCUUUAACGCGCGGUGAUGUCUUCAGAAAUACCAGAUAUGCCUUUGUCAGACCCUCCGGAAGCCCCUGUGGCUGAACAGACAACUCCUCCUGACCAUCCCGUCGCGUCUAGAAAGUCUUACAGACGCAAGUAUCGCAAGAUCAUGGUCACGUUUGAGGAGAAAACGAGGGAAAGCACCGCUCUCUUCAAAGAAGAGCACAGAAUUCUUGACAUAUCUCAACGACUAGCAGAGCAGACCGAUCAACUACUUCAGCUGCUUGUGGACUUGAAUUCAUGCCCGCAAGUCCCUUCACGCCUACGCUACGAUCUCCAGUCUCCCUCCGAGCACAACUCAUCAGAUGAGCCCACAACCCAAGCGAACACCGAGGAGGAGGGUCAUCUGGUACUUCGGAAAGCAAGAUAUCAAUUGCAAACAGGAGAGAUCGACGUGGGAACCUACAGAGAAAUUGAAGCAUCUCUACUCAAAACCUCAGCAUUCGCUCCACAGCGCUCAUACUCUUCGUUACUGUCAGAUGCAUCGCUACCUCAUCCUACGUCGAAGGCGACGUCUGGUCAAGGCGCCACGGAGGCUUUCCUGUCGACAAGACACGAAGAAGAAUACCUACAAUCCCUGGAUGCGUUCCUCGACGGUACUACAACCAACCCUCGAGCGCACGCUACCAGCAGUCUUGGAACCCGAAUUGCGGAAAGGAGUACCGAACGAGAACGAGAGAUGCAGCUAAAGAAUCCUGUCUCGGUCUACAACUGGCUUCGCAAGCAUCAGCCACAGGUGUUUCUACAGGACAAUGAGCCGGCGACUGAGAAGGCACCCCGCCCAGCCGGAUCAAGAAGCUCUGCGCGAAAGUCUGCUAGCAAGGAAGCACUCAAGCAGGAGCAAGAUCUAUAUGAUGACGAUGGGAUUGCCAUGGACGUGGGCGCCUCGGCAAGGGGAAAGCGCAAGAGAGAUAAUGACGGUGGUUAUCGCCCCAAAGGAGGUAACUCACGAGGAACCAAGCGCAGGAAGGAGAGCAAAGAAGAAUCCGGUGGUCGCAACAAGCGGGCGAAGAAACUGUCGGUGGACGCGAGAUAGACAAACCUGGAGAAGCUCGACUGAGGCAUUUUGCAUGAUGGAUAGGAGCGGCGGGAAUGGCGUUCACCAUGUGGCACAAAUUGCGCUUUUUCUCUGCAGGAGUAUUCUUGCUCAGGCCGUCGGAUACCCAGGUAGCAUGACAAACACCAGAGAAAGCUGGAAUGCUGAAUCUCAAGGAGAUGAGCAGACCAGGAGAUUAUGUCAGGUGCCAGAAUGCCAAUCCUCGCCCGCCGGUUUCAUAAAACCAUCC